UUAUUCCAGUGUGUUGCAAGUUUGGUUUGAAAUCAGAUCAACUUGUUGGCUUUGUCUACGAAAAUGAUGGCACAGAAGUUGAUGGAGUUGAUUUUGAAAUAAUAAAACAAUUAGCAGAAUCAAACACAAUUCUCAUUCUACUCAUAGAUGGUCAGCAGUGGACUAAUGCUAUUUCGACAAAAUCAAAUUCACCAUUAGAGUUGCCUUCGUUGCAGCCAAAUCAAACUACAUUAACUUCCAGUAUUACGCUCUCAGAAUCUAGUGUUUCUGUUAACAACAGCCAUAUAAUGAAAGGUGCAAAUGAGGCAUUUGUUUCAGCUAAUUCGAUUAAAGCCUUUUUUGCACAACACCCUAGUACUUGUCAAUAUACUGAAGAGAUCGAAUCUGGUAAAGUUUCAAUCUCUACUAGACAGCACAUCAUUCGAGUUGUUAUGCACAAAAUGAUGAGUGUGUAUGGUAAUUAUUCUGAUCGAUAUCAAAAGAUUUUAGUGGCAGCAGUGCUAAGUGAGGCACUGGUACUUCCAGCAUGCAUUUUUUAUGAUUCUACUAAUUAUCAUGGCUUCCUGGAGAGAGGAUUGGAAAAUGCUAGAAGAAAGUUACCUGGAUCAGAAAAAAAGUUUGUUUGGUCUCGUAAAAGGGGACCCGACUCAACUUGUUGUGAUACAACUCAACUUGCAGGUGCUGAACUAUCUCAGCCAGUGGAUCAUGCAGUAGAACCUGAAGGGUGUCCCCGUGGUUUCAUGUUUUGCGCAUUAUGUUUAGGAAUGAGCAACCUCGAUGAAAUUGAAAAGCUUGAUUCACUAUCUUCUACACGUGUAGAAGAAGUUAAGACUUCUACAAAGUCAACGUUUUGUUUUUGGCAGAAUUGGGUUCAUUCAACAAAUCAACCUUCAUUAUCCCGACUGAUGGUUAAAUUUCCAAAGUUCAGGAUUAUUCCAGAGCUGAUUGAUAUGGAAUUUCAAUUAAAAUAUUUAGACUGCAUGGUUGAUAUCCUCAAAACCUUUAAUCAGACUGUUGCAGACCCAGUAUUAAAAUAUGCUUCACUGUCAAAUAGCGAUUACAUCAAAGCUCUAGCUAUAAUGGCAUCUAAAAAGCAUCAUGAUUGGAAAGCUUAUUAUGCAUGCAAGCUUUUGUGCUCGCUUCUGCGACAAGGGGGAAACAGAAACGUUCUGCUCCAGAAGUAGCCAGGGAAAUCAUUUGGAUAUGCAGUGCUGAGCACGGACUGCAAGAUGUUGCAGAAAAGUUAGAGUCCCCUUAUCCGGUAAUAUCAAUACAGGGGAUUGAGGGUUAAAAAAUUCUCUCUAUAAAGAUUGCAUUUGAAAAAACUUUGAUUGAAGCCGGUACAUUUAUCGUAGAAGGCAUCGAUCGUUUAUUCAAGAUUUUUUGAUGCUUUAACAUUGAAUACCAGCCAUCAACAAUCAUGUUCUGGCAGUUUAUGCAAGAUAUUUAUGGGCUGCAGUAUGGUUCGUUGCCUAAUGGAGUGGUUGAGAGGCUCAACCACUCCAUUA
Molecule: messenger RNA, 1508 nt
Organism: Hydra vulgaris (swiftwater hydra)
Lineage: Eukaryota; Metazoa; Cnidaria; Hydrozoa; Anthoathecata; Hydridae
Source: RefSeq, a predicted model, not a curated record